AUGGCGGGGAAAGAUAGCUACUACGAGAUGGAGAAGUACAGUCGCAUCACCACCUGGAUGCUUCUUGCAAUCCUCGGUGUGGUUAUGGUACGUGGUCUGGUGGCAAAGCUGCGAAACAGCUCGCGUUCGAGACUCUCACUCACCGUCCUGUCGAUCCCUGGAUAUCGACCGUUCGCGGCGAUAUGCAGAGGUGUCGGGUACUAUCGACCGAAGAAGAUCUUCACCCGCAAGACGGUACUCAGCGAAAUCGUCUCUGCGGAUCGCUUCCCAUCCUUGGGCAACAUCCUUACACUGGCCCUCCCAACGAUCGGUUUGAUCUGCUGGUGCUUCGCCAUCAAACCAUACUACCGCCCAGCCGCCGUCUGGGGUAGCACCCCUCUCGGUGUCCGCUCCGGAAUGAUUGCCAACGCCCUCUUCCCCUGGCUCUUCGCCUUCGGCCUCAAAUUCAACCCGCUCACCUUCCUCACCACCAUCACCCACGAAAAGCUCCAAUUCUACCACCAAUGGACCGCUCGCGUCAUCCUCUUCUUCAGCAUCGUCCACACGGUCCCCUUCCUCUACCAACCCGUUCACGACGGAGGAUUCUCCAACCUCAAGGCCUGGUACUACUACGACAAGAUCUGGUGGACGGGGACCGUGGCAUUUGCGCUUCUGAGCUGGCUGGUGGUGUCGUCGUUCGGAGUGUUUCGAAGAAUGUCGUACGAGUUCUUUGUGGUGCAACAUGUGGUGACGAUUAUUCUGUUCUUGGUGUUCUACUUUAUGCACACGAGGGAUCUACUGCAUAGUUGGUCGUGGUUGUGGCCGAGUAUCGGUGUUUGGGGAUUCCACGUGUUGUUCAAGUGUGCCAACUCGUUGAGGAUCAGUAGGUUUACGGGUGUCAAGGCGACGGUGACGGUGGUGGACGAGGAGGAGAAGUUGGUGAGGCUGGAAGUGGCUGCUCCGGUAUCGUGGUUACCAGGACAGCAUUUCUUCUUGCGCUUCCCGGGGAUCAACCGUUCAGCGCCCUAUCAGACACACCCUUUCACCGUCACCAACCUCGCUUCUCCGGACAGCAACGUCGACUCGCACCUCGUCUUCUUCUUCAAAGCACGAGACGGCCUUACGGGCAAGAUCUGGCAACAGCUUACACGACAGCCGCCGGUCAAGGGCAAGACUUCCACCGUGCUCAACGUGGCACUCGACGGACCUUACGGGUCGCCUUUCCAUCCGGAAGCGUACACUUCCGACUUGAUGAUCGCCGGAGGCGUGGGCAUCACUUCCAUCCUACCCGCUCUGAUGAGCUUGUGCUUGUCGGCGAGAACGAGUCGCGAUACGUUGACCAGCAAAGUUGCUGUCCACUGGGCGGUUCAAAGUAUGCGCAUCUUCGACGCGUUUGAAUCGUCACUUCGACCGAUGAUGGAGCAUCUGUGCGCGCUGGGUAUUGAAGCCAGGUUGCAUGUGUAUUGCUAUCAGGAUGACGCAGGAGUGGCGGAGAUGGAGAAGGAUGACCCGAUCACUCCGGAGAGCUCGUCCGCCUCGCUCGCAAAGUCGACCAUCCAGAUCCACCGGCAACGUGCCGACGUGCCCGAGCUCAUCGCUAGAUUCGUUGAUGAUGUGGCGGCAGCAACAUCGUUGUCGUCAUCGCGGAUGAACACGGUCGGUGUCUCGGUGUGUGGCCCAGCCUCGAUGCUCAACGAGACCGCAAACACGGUUGCUCGGCUGCAGUGGUCGCAUGUGCUACCGUCUACUGGGAACUUUGACGAGCUGUUCCUGCAUACCGAGGCGUUUGGCUGGUAG
This is a messenger RNA of Pseudozyma hubeiensis SY62, 1776 nucleotides long. RefSeq names its product likely ferric reductase. Gene Ontology annotation, biological process: copper ion import; intracellular iron ion homeostasis; iron ion transport. NCBI's taxonomy places the organism in Eukaryota, Fungi, Basidiomycota, Ustilaginomycetes, Ustilaginales, Ustilaginaceae. Bases 1 to 1776 code for a protein of 591 amino acids. The record is from RefSeq and is a predicted model, not a curated record. The transcript has a single exon. Gene Ontology annotation, cellular component: plasma membrane. Gene Ontology annotation, molecular function: ferric-chelate reductase activity.